Hydatigera taeniaeformis is the source of this 1443-nucleotide messenger RNA. Lineage: Eukaryota; Metazoa; Platyhelminthes; Cestoda; Cyclophyllidea; Taeniidae. The record is from the annotation of a GenBank genome assembly.
AUGUAUGACGUGCAGGUGGUGGAGGGUAUAAUAAAGAUCUUUGAAGACUUCGCCUCUCCUGAAGAGAUUCACGUCAUCUGUCGCACCUUCUACGAUGCUUACCUCUCAGGAGACAAGAAAUCCAAGCUCUUUGUUACCCUUCUUCUUCCCACCGUACUCCUCACUUACUUUGUACGUCUCCACACUGAUGCAGCGAUAACGUCGGCAGGGUCUACAACUGUUAAACCGUUGUCUCCUAGUCAGUCCCGCCGUAACUCGCAAACAACUUUCAGCCUUGGUGAUGAGUCCUCCAGCAGUCCAUUGGAUUCACUUGCCUUUCUCCUCUCCGAGUUUUGCCAGCUGGCUCCUGCCGUAAUUAGAUGUCCUGAAAACUGCGGCAGCAGUGCUGCAUACUUACCCGACUACAGAGUCGCCUCAGUCUAUCAUGCACCCGCCUUCAACAUUCCCGCAAAGUCCCUGACUCCCAAACCUAUCACCUCGCGCAAUAGUUCUUCUACUCUGAGGCUCAAUCACGCUUCACUUUCCACUCUACCCUCUCCCAAUUUCUCCAACUUUGAUCCUGCAUGCAUAGUCCGCAUCUACGCAGAUGCUCUUACGCGUCAAUUUGUGGAAGGCACAGAGGAACAGCAGGGUCUCGUAAUCAUAUCUAUCCGUACUUUCUGCGAUCUUGUGAAGCGCCUCACCGCCUUGGACACGCCUCGCAUUCUACUCCGCAGCCAGCACCAUCACUCGGUUCUCCUCAUUGACCUCAGUAUUGCCAUUGAUAAACUCCUUUUCAUGCUCUCCUUCGAGCUUUCCUUACCCACAGCCCCGGAUACGGGUUGUGCAUCUCCUCCUGACGAUGUGAAGUCGUUGCGGAAUCGGCUAUUUGAGGAACUUCUUCCGAGGCUGGAGCGCUAUGCUAGCUAUCACUGCUUUGCUUCGGUUUUGUUGGUUGUUGGCGCGAUCCGAAACGCCUGGCGCCUGUGCCUUCAUCCAUCCACACCUGUUAGCCCCUCUGGGAUUGUCCCUAUCUACCGCAGAGUACGCCUAACUUCGGAUGAAGCAAUGAAUCGCUCAGAUGCCUCUCCAGACGAAGCAAUGGAUAGCAUGCUGUGUCCUGCAUCGCCUUCCACCCACAAACUCUCUGUCUUUACCAACGCUAACUUUCGAGCAGAGCCAGUUGCGGAAGACAUUCCCAUCAAUGGUGAGCAGGAGACAGCGAAAAUGGGAACAGAUCGUUGGAAGAAGCAGCAUCAGCACCACAACCUCACUAUCGGCUCUCAUAAUCACAUUCGUCAUUACCACCACUACUACCAGCAACAACAGCAGUACUUCGACGAAGGGCUGACUAGGAGUUCAGAAAACCUCCACUCCACCUUGUCAUCCUCUUCAUUGAAUUUGGACAGAGCUGGUCAACAUCAUAGGCGAUUUUGGAGUAAACAAAGGCGAGAGAAGAGUUAA